UACAACCAUUAGGUAAAUCAAUAAAAGUAGUUAUUCUUUUGAGCUGUGUUUAAAAUAACGAUUUCAAAUGUUUUUAUAAGAUUAGGAACAAUGGAGGACAAAAAUAAGGUCUCAAUAAAGCAAAACGUCGAUCUAUUGCGAAAGCAAGCAAAACGAAUUUUAAAGAAAAAAAAUAUUAAUGUGAAACCAAAAACUCAUUUGUUUAUGCACGAGAAACAUCUCACUGAAAUUCCGGCAGAAAAAAGCCCAACACAUAUAAUGUACGCUUACUAUCAUAACAAUGCUAUUACAAAAAUUCAAAAUUUAGACAUGCUUCAUAAUUUGACACACCUGCAUUUACAAUGGAAUAAGAUUGAAAAAAUCGAGGGCCUCGAUAAUUUGACGAAGUUAAAGAAGCUAUAUCUGAGUAACAAUCGUAUAAGUGUUGUAGAAAAUUUGGAAAAUCUAAAAUUCUUAGAGGAGCUUCAUAUUGAGAAACAAAAUAUCGAAUGCAGUGACGCAUUAUGCUUUGACCCCAGAACUCUUUUGUCUAUUGGCUGCUCCCUCAGAAUAUUGGACGUCUCUGAAAACAAACUGGAAGAUGUAACGUGGGCAAAGCCUCUUCGUCGCUUAGAAGUGCUGAUUGCUAAGAAAAAUAAAUUGGAAGAUGUUCAGGAAGCAGCCGAUGACCUCUGCACAUUAGUCGCUUUGGUUGACGUCAAUUUCACGGGGAACCCCAUGACCAAGAAACAUCGAUACAAAGAAACCAUUAUAGCGAGAUGUGCUCAGCUUCGAAUACUAGAUACAGUUCCAAUACAUAACACAUCAAAAGUAUUUCUUGAAAGCUUCGACAAGGUCGUCCGUUUGCGGCAGCUCAAUGAAAAGAACAAACUUAGUCUCUCACGAGACGGAGUGGAGGAAUUCUUUGAACUUAACAUGUUACCAGGCCCCAGGGUCCGGAGUACCAUGGAGAUAGCCCAGUAUUCGAAUCGGAGGCCAAGAACGUCGGCCAUAGACUCUUCAUAUACUUUUAUGCCACGAGACACCUGGCAUAAACGAGAAAGCCCACGGCAUAUUCCACCGCCUGUGGAACCACCUGUUCAUCAAAACGAAUCCGUACAUCCGUCAAAUAGUACAUCCGUGAAAGGAAUUCUGAAGAAACCCAUGCCCAUGAAAUAUAUAUAGAUGGUUGACUUAUUUAUUCAUACAAUGUUUAUAAAAUUAUAUUAUUAUUUUAUUUAGACGU
This is a messenger RNA of Leptidea sinapis, 1225 nucleotides long. Its product is annotated as protein phosphatase 1 regulatory subunit 42-like. Gene Ontology annotation, molecular function: protein binding. NCBI's taxonomy places the organism in Eukaryota, Metazoa, Arthropoda, Insecta, Lepidoptera, Pieridae. The transcript has 6 exons. The coding region runs from base 91 to 1164 and encodes 357 amino acids. The record is from RefSeq and is a predicted model, not a curated record.